AAAAUUUUUUCCAGAGGACAAAUUCUCGCAUCGUCUCCUUCUCCUUUAUAAAAUCAAUCCGCAGAGAUCGAAUCAAUCUGCAGAGAGGCGACGGAAUCGAACGACGAACAAGCAGUUCUUUCCGGUUAACGCGCAUUUGGUACAUGCGCUGCCGCUGCCUCCCUCCUCCUCCUCCUCCUCCUCCUCUUCCUCCAUGGAUCACCAAACCCUAAACGAUGUGGCUCUUCCCACUCUCCCUUCCGCUCGCCCCUCCUGCUCUCGCCCCUCCUCCACGGCCGUCCGCCGCUCCGUCAAGCGCCGCCUCUGCGAAGAGGAAACCGGCGCUGCUCCUUCCGCUUCUUCCUUCGGUGCUGAUGGGGGGUCCGCCCGAGUGGAGAUCGAGGACGAGAUGGCCGCGCUGCGGGAGGCGGUGGCGAAGCAACAAGAGACGAUCCAGGAGCUCUGUGCGGAGCUGGAUGCGGAGCGCAACGCUGCGGCAUCCGCCGCGAGCGAGACCAUGUCGAUGAUUAUCCGCCUCCAGUGCGAGAAGUCCGAGACCCAGAUGGAAGCACGCCAGUUCAAGCGCUUCGCUGAGGAGAAGAUGGAACACGACCAGCGCGAGAUGCUUAUCCUCGAGGACCUUCUCUCCAAGCGCGACGAGCUCAUCAACUCCAUGACGCUCCUGAUCCAGACUUACCGAAAGCACCUUAGUAGCCUCGGCAUCGACGUUGAGGCCAUCGACGCCGAUGCCUCUUUUGUCCAUCCAGGCGGCGAGACAGAGGCUACUCAAUUCGACGGUUUGCUGACCAUUGAUUACCCUUCUCUGAAGUGUACCAUACAGAAUGAUGUGGCAGGCAAAGAGGGCUAUUUAGAUGAGACUACUGAUCAUCAAAGGUACGAGUUUGUGGAGACAACAAAUGCCAAAGAGGACCUUCAGAAUCUACAUCAGCGGCUUUGCGAACUUGAAGCCUUGCCGGCUGCUGCCAGUCUUAUGGACAAGGACGUCAUCAAGGAAUGGCCACGACAAUCUAUUUAUUUCAGGCAAUCAUCUGCUGAUAGCCAUACCACGGGUUCCAUGGGUUCCGGGAAGAAUUCACAGGAGAUCAUGAAUGGGGAAGAAUUUCCUUCCUUAAUUGACACACACUCGGAUGAUGGUGGCGACUUUGACAACUUGAGCGAUAGGGUCUACACAAUUGAUUCUGUGCAUGGGGUUCCAAAGGUUGGUGCUACUGGUGAUUGUGUGAAUGUGCCCAUUGAGGAGGAAAAGAGACCAGAGGUUAAUGGAGUAGUAGUUGGGAGUCCAGAUAUUGAGAAACUUUACACAAGGCUGCAGGCUCUUGAGGCGGACAGGGAGUCAAUGAGGCAGGCCAUUGUUUCCAUGCGAACUGAGAAAGCACAGCUACGGUUAUUGAGAGAGAUAGCGCAGCAACUUUCAAAAGAGGCAGCUCCUCAGAGGAGUCUGCUCGAGAAAAAGCCUUUAACUGCUAAUACCUCCAUACUAUCAUUUCUUAAGUUGAUAGGGACAUUUGUCCUCUGGAAAAAGAAAGCUUCAAGAAUCAGGCACACGUUUGGGACAUCAAGUAACAGCGCCGGCUUGAUGCUUAUUUUGGACAAAAGUCCUGGAAUAAGCAAUCGGAAGUGUAUCGCAGGAACACAAGUGUGAUGGUGAACCAAGACCCAAUUGCUUUCGCUUGAAGUAAAUAAGAUUAGUGCGAAGCUGUAAUGUCGAUCGAUCAUGAAGAUUGUGCAGCUUUCAUUGGGGAUUCUUUUUAAGUUCCCUUUUGUAAUUACCUUUUUUAACUGAAGGUGUUCUCAUGGUUUGCUUGUAAACCAUGAACUUGUAUAGAUCGAACUGUUCUUUUGAUUCUUGAGAUUGAUGCUGGUAAAUCAUAACUCGGCUUUAAAUCUA
Zingiber officinale is the source of this 1888-nucleotide messenger RNA. RefSeq names its product myosin-binding protein 7-like. Lineage: Eukaryota; Viridiplantae; Streptophyta; Magnoliopsida; Zingiberales; Zingiberaceae. Bases 194 to 1642 code for a protein of 482 amino acids. The record is from RefSeq and is a predicted model, not a curated record. The transcript is spliced from 3 exons.